GGCCAACCCUAAGCCCUAAGCCACUCUCUCCGUCUCUCGUUGAUUCCCACACAUAUAAACUCCCAUCUCUUCGCCCGCCCUUCAUUUUCGUCUUCUUCAGCAGCUCAGGAGUCUAGGGUUUCUGCAGCUGCGGAACAAUGGGGAAGGGAACGGGAAGUUUCGGUAAGAGGAGGAACAAGACUCACACGCUCUGUGUGAGGUGUGGCCGACGCAGUUUUCAUCUCCAGAAGAGCCGAUGCUCCGCUUGUGCUUUCCCCGCUGCCCGUAAGAGGAAAUAUAACUGGAGUGUGAAGGCUAUCCGAAGGAAGACAACUGGGACGGGUCGUAUGAGGUACCUACGCAAUGUACCUCGCAGAUUCAAGAGUGGCUUCAUAGAAGGGGCCCAGGCAGCUCCGAGGAAGAAGGGAGCUGCACCUGCUGUUUGAGGCGGUGUUGUAGUGACCGUUAUUUUGGCUUCUAAAUUAUAGAGUAGUUCUGUUGGCAUUUUCAAACAGCAUUAAUUUAUUUUGUCAGGAAAAUCAUAUGGACAGUGUUCUCUUGUGUGAUUUCGAUUGUAGUUGAUUUAAGAUCUUGACCCGGAGGAUGGUCAAUUGUUUUGAAUCUGCAUUGUCACGAGGCUUUUAUGAGAUGCUGUGUUUUCUUUUCUCA
Rhododendron vialii is the source of this 648-nucleotide messenger RNA. RefSeq names its product large ribosomal subunit protein eL37x-like. The record is from RefSeq and is a predicted model, not a curated record. Bases 138 to 425 code for a protein of 95 amino acids. Gene Ontology annotation, biological process: translation. Gene Ontology annotation, cellular component: ribosome; cytosolic large ribosomal subunit. NCBI's taxonomy places the organism in Eukaryota, Viridiplantae, Streptophyta, Magnoliopsida, Ericales, Ericaceae. Gene Ontology annotation, molecular function: RNA binding; structural constituent of ribosome. The transcript has 4 exons.